This is a messenger RNA of Poecile atricapillus (Black-capped chickadee), 1797 nucleotides long. It is a transcript of the gene PGGT1B, whose product is annotated as protein geranylgeranyltransferase type I subunit beta. Gene Ontology annotation, cellular component: CAAX-protein geranylgeranyltransferase complex. Gene Ontology annotation, biological process: protein geranylgeranylation. Gene Ontology annotation, molecular function: CAAX-protein geranylgeranyltransferase activity. The record is from RefSeq and is a predicted model, not a curated record. NCBI's taxonomy places the organism in Eukaryota, Metazoa, Chordata, Aves, Passeriformes, Paridae.
GCCCCCGCUCCCCUUUUCCCCCCGCUCCCUUUCCCCGCUCCGUCCCCCUUCCGUUCCGUUUCCCCGCCCCGGGGCGGGCGCAGCGGGUGACGCGAUCCGGGCGCGCCGGGCGCGGGCAUCAGCGGCGAGAUGGAGAUGGCGGCGGCGGCGCCGCCGUGCCCGGGGGAGCCGGAGCGGCUGGACUUCCUGCGGGAGCGGCACGUGCGCUUCUUCCAGCGGUGCCUCCAGAUCCUGCCCGAGCGCUACUCGUCCCUGGAGACCAGCAGGUUGACAAUUGCAUUUUUCGCACUCUCUGGUCUGGAUAUGUUGGAUUCCUUAGAUGUGGUGAACAAAGAUGAUAUAAUAGAAUGGAUUUAUUCCCUUCAGGUCCUUCCCACAGAAGACAGAUCAAACAUGAAUCGCUGUGGAUUCAGAGGUUCUUCAUAUUUAGGGAUGCCAUUCAAUCCCUCCAAGGGUCCCGGUAUAUCUCAUCCCUAUGACAGUGGGCACAUAGCAAUGACUUACACAGGAUUAUCAUGUCUGGUUAUUCUUGGAGAUGAUUUAAGUCGAGUAAAUAAAGAUGCCAUACUGGCAGGACUGAGAGCUCUCCAGCUGGAGGAUGGAAGUUUCUGUGCAGUGCUGGAAGGAAGUGAGAAUGAUAUGAGGUUUGUGUACUGUGCUUCCUGUAUCUGCUACAUGCUCGAUAACUGGUCAGGCAUGGAUAUGAAGAAAGCAAUAGACUACAUUAGAAGAAGUAUGUCUUAUGAUAAUGGCCUGGCACAGGGAGCUGGACUGGAAUCUCAUGGUGGCUCUACAUUUUGUGGUAUUGCAUCACUGUGUUUGAUGGGGAAACUGGAGGAAGUUUUUUCAGAAAAAGAACUGAACAGAAUAAGAAGAUGGUGUAUAAUGAGGCAACAGAAUGGCUACCAUGGACGACCCAACAAACCUGUAGACACUUGCUAUUCCUUUUGGGUGGGAGCGACAUUGAAGCUCUUGAACAUAUUCCAAUAUACAAAUUUUGAGAAAAACCGAAAUUACAUCCUGUCAACUCAAGAUCGCCUUGUUGGUGGAUUUGCCAAGUGGCCAGACAGCCAUCCAGAUGCUUUACAUGCCUACUUUGGGAUCUGUGGUUUGUCAUUAAUUGGAGAAUCUGGUAUUUGCAAAGUUCAUCCUGCCCUGAAUGUAAGCGCAAGAGCAUCAGAGCGUCUUCACCACCUUCAUCAGAUCUGGAAAACGGACUUUAAACAGCGUUCAGAUGACACACACCUCUCUACAUGACUGAUUUAGACUUGAAUUUAGUUCUGGUAGCAUAAUUGUAGCCCAGGGUUAAAAGCCAUGUAUAACCAAUGUGCUCUUUUAAGUACUGGAGUCAUACAAUCAGAUCUGUGUUGCUGGCAUCACUUUGAUAGGGAGUUGCCUUCAGCAGGUUAUUCUGCAUUGUGAAAAGGGGAAUAUUUUGAUUAUAUAGAAGUUUGUCACCGCAGACUGUAAAUGGCUUUUCAGAUGGCUUUACUUCUGAGAAAUCCCUUGAGGCGUUUAAACUUCAUUUUAAUUUUAUUUUUUUAAAUUUGUGCAUACUGUGUCAAAAUAUAUAAUGGGGAAAUAUUUUCAAAAUUGUUUACAUAUCAUACAGUAUAGCACAGAACAUUGAAGUUCUUUAUAAUCUUACUGUUUGACAUAUUUUUGGGUAGAGAAUCUCUCAUAUUAAGUCUCAGUUAAAAGUUACCUAUUAUCAUCAACUUUCAGAUUCCAUAAACUUUGUUUUUCACAAACAAAUUAAUUAAAUACAAAUAAAAUUAUUUUAUUCAAUAUACUGGA